CCGCAACAAUCCUUCGGGUCGCCCGCACUUCACCAGAGCUCUAAGCCCUCCGUCACACCCACGACCCCGAAAGCGCCCGAGCCCAUGCCCCUGCCCCGUAGGGGAGGGGAACCGCGCCUGGCCGGCGCCCGUGUGGUCCGCACUAGCCUCCCGCGGGCGACGCCCCGCUCCCCAAGGCGUGUCGGCCGCGGGGCCCCACUGUUGAGCCAUGCGCAACGCCUCACCCGGCGGCGCCAUUCCUCCGACCAGGUCCCACCGGAGCCCGAGCAGGCAGACUUCCGCUCUGGAAAGUGGGUCCAAGAGCGCGCCGGAGGGGACGCUAGGGACCCGCAGCACACGUCGCCUGCCAGAAUGGGCUCCCGGCAAAGGGUUGCUGGUACAGAAGAAGUGGUGAUCCCUUGUGCUUCUGACAGUGACUCAGGAAGUAUAGAUCUACAGCUGAGCAAUUUAGAAGACAUUCAGAAAGAUGCAACUAAUGUUGAAUUUGCAGAUUCGGACAUCGCUGACAUCCCUGAACUCAUUCAGGAGCCCCUUCCAGAUAACCUCACACCCCUGACUCCCCAGGCACCACUCAAUGAGGCCAACGUUGAGAAGCUGGUCCAGUCCAUCCAGGAGGUUUUACAUGGUGAGCUAAAGGGUGAAUCUGAAAAGCUGAUGUUCCUAAGAUCUUUGUCUUCUUUGAGCCAAACUUUACCUUAUGACGAAACCACAGAAUCAUUUAUUCACCGACACACACCAGAAAUAGUGCAUGUCCUAAGUGUGCUGGUACAAGAGGAGCCUCUGCACUCUCUCUCCAGCCUGGUGCGCCAGGAGCUGUUUGUCACCAUCACUGACCUCAGUUACCAUGAUGUGCACCUCUUAUUUGGCUCUGAAGACGGAGAAGACUUGCUUGGUCUUAUCACCAAAAGUAUAAUCUCUCUGCCUGCUGUAAGCACCCCUACCCAGCUGCUGAGCACAGCGUCAAACCAGACCAGCCACCCAGAGUGUCUCUACAGACAGACAUUCCAAGCCUUCUCUGUGAUGUUGCAGAGUCUGGUGGUAAAAGAUCCACAUUUGGAAAACUUUGACAACAUUUUUAAGCACAUGGACCCCUGGCUACAGUCAUACAAAGACCACGAGCGAGAACGGUCUACAGCUGUCAUGGCCCAAGUCCUCAAAUGCUUAUCCUGUUAUCUCAACCUGCAGCUUCCACUGCAGUUCCAAAGACUUGGACAUCUAGUGGCUGUGAUGGCACUGCUGUGUGGUGACCCACUGAAAGAGGUGGCUGAAGAGGCUGCAGAGGGAACACAUUACCUGCUUCAUAUCACGCUGAAACUGAAGUAUAUCACACAGGACAGAGACAAUGGCAAGAGUUUGAGAGAAACUUUGAAAAAGUGCAGGGAGCUGCUGGAGCAUUAUAGCGUCAAACAGUUCUACCGCUGUCCAUUCAAAAUUGUCCAGGUCUUUGAAGUUUUCCUUAAUUCACAAGAACUGGGCCAGUUUAUAAUGACUACGUUGGACAGCCUGAAAAGCCUGCCCCAUCCCCGUACCCAGCAGACAGCAGGAGAGUUAUUGAUAACCUUGGUGAGGAGUGCAGAGGCCCGAUUUGAGAAGGUGCCAGAAAUAAUAGGCGUUAUCUGUGCCCGGCUAUCAAUAAUCACACUGCCUACUGUCCGGCAACAAAUCAUAAAUACUGUGAGUUUGUUUAUCUCCAGACCUAAGUAUACAGAUAUAGUGCUCAGCCAUCUUUUAUGUCAUCCAGUGCCAUAUGACAGGCAUCUGGCUGAACUGUGGAGAACCCUGGAGGUGGAACUGUCUAACACGACCUGGGUCCUGUGGAGGCUCCUGAGAAAGCUGCAGAAAUGCCAUGAUGUGCCCACCCAAGAGAAGAUGGCCUAUGUGGCUGUUGCUGUAACAGAUGCCCUUUACGAAGUGCUCAUGGGAAACAAACUUCGAGCAGCUGCAUUCCGACUCUUUCCUCAGCUCUUGAUGGCACUGCUCAUCCAGAUUCACCACAGCAUUGGCCUCACCAUGUCUGAUGUCAGCAUCCCAAGUGGCCUGUAUGCAGAACAGGAAAUACCAAUGGAGGUCACACCUCUGCGCUUCGCCAUACAAGCUACAAAGACUCUCCUCCUCAGAACAUUGUGCUGGCAAGAAUUCAGCAUCAUGGAAAAGAAUGAUGGAUGGACUCUUCUGAAGGGAGAAUGCCAUCUUCAGGGGGUAUCUCUCCUUGCCAAUGCCUUGCUGGAAAGAAGUCACCUCUUUGCAUAUAAGACCAUGUACUUGUUAGUCCCUUUGAUUAACCGAGGGAAUGAGAAACACAAACUCACAUCUGCAGGUUUUUUUGUGGAGCUCUUGAAGAGUCCAGUGGCCAGAAGAUUGCCCAGGUUAUACUCCACUGUGCGCCUGAAAGACUGGCUGUAUGGUGAGAAUAAGCUCUUCAGGAUUCUUGCACUGAGGGGACUACAUAAUCUUGUCAGACACCGAGAGAUGAGAGAAGAUGUCAAAAGCACGAUACCCUGCAUCUUAGACAGCUUAAACGAGACGGAUGAGAGGAUCGUUUUGUUGGCCAUCCAGAUACUCAUGCAGCUUGUCAAGACACUGGACUCUACCACCUUGGCUACCAUGAUGAAGAUCCUGUGUUCCUUAUUUGGUGACGUGAGACAUGACGUCCAUCAUUUCUCCAUGACUCUCUUUGGAGCCUCCAUAAAGGCUGUGAAACAUACAGACAAGAAGUGUGUGGAGAGCCACGUCCUGGAAAGCUUGGUUCCACUACUUCUGUUUUCUCAGGAUGACAAUGAUGACAUAGCUAAGGAGAGUAGACGAGUCCUAACUCUAUGUGCCCAGUUCCUGAAAUGGAAGCUGCCCCGAGAAGUGUACUGCAAAGAUCCCUUAUACAUCAAACCAAAUGAAGUUAGAAGGGUCUGCAGAUUCUUUGGCGAAAAAAGCAAGGGGAAAAUAAACAUCCUAGACCAAACACUAAUGUAUUCCAAGGACCCAAAACUUCCCAUCAGAAGAACAGCUGUCUUGUUUAUAGGGAUCUUAUCAAAUUAUGUGGAUCCCAGUGAACUCAAGAGAAAGGGUACUGACAUAGAAAAUGAUCUGAGAGAACUGUUACAAGAUCCUGAGCCCUCUCUGCGCAUCAUCGCCUCCCAGGCUCUGUUCCGAAUCCAGAGGGUGAGGAAUGAGUCAGAAUCCCAGAUAAGAACUUCCUGGUUGAGGAAACUCUUUGGCUGUCUUCAUACUUAGAAUGCAAAACACAUAGCAGCAGAUGGGAAACUGAGGAAACAAGCAUGAAAGUGAGUUGCUCUGGGUCACACAACUAGUAAAUGGCAAAGCCAGGAUUACCCAAGUACUCUGAUUCCUACACCCACACCCUUGGUUAGUCUGCUGUACUCUUCUCCAGUCUACUCUUUCUUGCAAAUGGGAAUAAACACAGAUCUUCUCUACAGUUCAUCUCGGUAGCUGAAUUUGUGCUCCAAAUAAACUUGUGCAACCAAAUAUGUUUUUAGUGAUACUGAGCCUCCAGUGUUUUUUAUCAAAUUCAUGGACUGGACACUUCUUUCCUAAAGUUAGCAUAAUGUACAUUUUGAUCACAGAGAAUAUCCAACCAUCCUGUACUGUAAAGACAAUGGAGUUAUAUAAAAACUGGUGGGUUUUUUUUUAACCCUUUUUCUCAGUCCUUGGUUUGAUUUCAUGCACUGUUCCAUUCUCAGGGUAGAAAUAGACCUGUAGGGAUGAAAAGAUACUCAUCUUUAAAUUUCCAUAUUUAAAAAAUGAGAGAACAAGUCAGGCAUGGUGUCUUAUACCUAUAUCCCAGCACUUGAAAGGCAGAAGGGAGAGAAGUGUCACAAGUUCAAAGUUAUCCUGAUCUAUGUAGCAAAUUCCAGGCCAGGCGCAGCUAUUUAGCAAGACUGUUACAGAACGAGUGAAUAAAUUCCCUUUUUAAAUCCAAAAAUGUAGGGAGAUAAUGAUACCAGAGGCUAAGCUAAGGAUGUGGUUUAGAUAUCUAGUGGCAAGAAAAACACUGAACUGUUUAGUGGCUGGCUGCUUUGCUUUUCUGAUCUUCACAUUGAGCCCCAAUAUCUGUCUCUGGCUUUUUAUUAUUCAUGCUACAAAAACUAAAGAAGUUUACAAGCUAGUCCUCAGGCCUUUCUCCUGCAAUUACCUUGGUGACUUCUAAAGAACUUAUGGAUUAUAUUACUGCCCAGAUUUGUCAUUUCAGCAAUAGACUUCAUAGGAUUAUAAAGUCUGGUCAACCAAUCCAUUGCAUUUUAUUGAAGUAUUAAAUGAAAAAAGGUUUUUGUUUUAAAAAUAGCUUAAAUAACUUUUAAGCCACAGUCCAUAACUUCCACUAUGGUAAUCUGCUUUAGAGUUUAAAUGAAGUUGUGAGGCCUUUACUUCCUGUAAGAACCCUAUGUGAAACUGUACUAUAGCUAAAAUUGCUUGUUCCUUUGCUUGAAGGCUCAUCCUACUUAAAGUCUUUUAACACCUUGGCCUAGACAGAAACCUGUUGCUGGGGUGCUGUGCAGCUGUUUCCUCUGAAUUGAAGACUUCUCUCCAUAUAUAUAUAUUUGUGUGUGUGUUUAUAUGUGUGUUUCACACAGACAUAUAUGUGCAUUAAAUAAUUGCUAGGGAAACUCAGGCUGGCUCUGAUGUCAGCUAGCUGUACAGGGAGCUCCAAGGAUGUAGCUUUUGUAGGUUGUCACCCAUGAUGGAAUGGGCUUUUGUAUGAUGCAUCCAUGCUCCUUGACUAUCCAUGCUCCUUCCUCUAAGUACCCCAAUAAACUAACUCACACUUUCACUAAA
This is a messenger RNA of Mesocricetus auratus (golden hamster), 4788 nucleotides long. It is a transcript of the gene Mroh8, whose product is annotated as maestro heat like repeat family member 8. NCBI's taxonomy places the organism in Eukaryota, Metazoa, Chordata, Mammalia, Rodentia, Cricetidae. The record is from RefSeq and is a predicted model, not a curated record. The transcript is spliced from 24 exons. The coding region runs from base 85 to 3228 and encodes 1047 amino acids. Gene Ontology annotation, cellular component: cytoplasm.